This is a messenger RNA of Drosophila navojoa, 597 nucleotides long. RefSeq lists its product as uncharacterized. Lineage: Eukaryota; Metazoa; Arthropoda; Insecta; Diptera; Drosophilidae. The record is from RefSeq and is a predicted model, not a curated record.
AUGUAUAAUAAUUUAACGGAGAAUGAGAUGGCUAAGUUGGCAGAAAAGGACGCGAGUGUUAAGGACCUUGCCGUGGCCAGCAUUGGGGAUCCAAUCGCUCUUUGCUUGCAGGAAACUCAACAAAAGUUGAGCACAAUCAAGGUGACACAGGAUGCUGACGAAAGGCCGGGGAAAGAAUUGGAGCAGCUGGAAGGUGAAAUCGUCAAACCGAUUCCAGAUGAGAUUGACAAAUUGACGAAAGAUGAUCAUUUCAAGGUGAUGGAAUGGACCGAGAAACUUACGCCGAACGAGUAUCGAAUGUCGUGAUCAGACAGCCGAGUCGCGUCGUUCACAGUUCGUGUCGAAAAUACCAAAGCCCAAUCCUUCAUCGAAAAUUCGACCCAUGACCAAAGGCGAGAAUAAGAAAUCCAAUAUUCCAAUUAUAGUUGAGGCUAGCUAUAAAACUGGUCAAGAAGCUGGCAAGCAAUCCAAUUAAAUGAACUUAUCCAAGAUAUAUAUUAAUAAUAUCAAUAAGUAUGUAAAUUCGAUAAAGCUCAACGAAUAUAAUAAAGUAAGCAUUUUAUUCAGUGUAGUGCUUUGGUAUUUCGUGGGGAUAUU